AUGGCAAUAGAUAAAUUAGAUUCAGAAUUCUUGCGUCCUUUUUUGCAAGUCUCCAGGGACCCGGUCACAGAUUUAUCUGCGAUCCAAAGUCUUCCGGAUCUAAUCGAUUUCGACGCGGAUCACAACCCAGACCAUGUGUUUGCCUUGCAAGAAGUACGGCAGGGAGGAAAGUAUGUCAACCUGACUCCUGUCACCUUCAGUGAGCUUAAGCUCGCAGCCACAACCUGCGCACAUCUUAUCCGUAAGCGUUUGCCAGGAGGGCCACCCAAAGCUACAGGCGGGGAUGAAUCCGAAACCCGACGACCAGUUGCAUUAUUUCUUGAGAGCGAUAUUAAUCUAUUCGUCCAUCUUGCGGCUUUAUUGUACUUGAAUAUUCCUGUUCUCGUGCUCUCCAUCCGUCUUAACCCAGUGGCCAUCUCACACCUCCUGGAAUCAACAUCGGCCUGCGCUAUCAUUGUAUCACAGAGAAGCCAAGGGACAGUAGAUAAGGCAUUCGAAGUCCUCCCAUGGGAGCAGCAAAAGGAUUUGCACUUGGUACAAUGCUCUCCGUACCAACAGCUGUGCCGGCUCGCGUCAGAAGUGUCUUCAGAGGUCCUGGAACGUCGAAUACCCUCAGAUAAAGAGACGGCAAUUAUACUUCACUCGUCUGGCACGACAGGAGUUCCGAAGCCUAUUUUCUUAGCACAUCGAUACUUGCUGGGAUAUGCAGCAUGCCAUCGCCUGGAGCCAAAUCAAUGUCUCGGCAAACGGAGCGUAUCCACACUUCCGAUGUACCAUGGCUUUGGCUUACUUGGGCCAUGUAUCAGCUUGGCAACUGGGAACACAUGUUGCUUGCCGUCAGCCUCCGUCAUUCCGUCCGCCAGCUCAAUAGCCGAAUUGAUUGAGGAGUCUGCGAGCUGCUCUUUAAUGACAGUCCCAAGCAUUCUCGAAGAAGCCAAGAACAAUUCAAAUCUGAUGCGAGCAUUGAUAGGAUUGGACUUCGUGGCCGUAGGAGGCGGUGCAAUUAAGCCCGCCAUUGGUGAGCUCCUGGUCUCCAAUGGAGUCACGUUGCUUAACCACUACGGCGCCACAGAAAUCGGGGCCAUUGCCCCGAUCUUCGUGCCUGGGAAUGACUAUGACUGGCAUUAUCUGCGCAUUCGUAACGACAUGGGUCUUGAGAUCAAGGAAGUCGAGGAGAAGGAUGAAAAUGGUGUCCCGUUCUACCAGUUGGUCGGCCAUCCUUUUGGUUGGGAUCGCCCUUUUGUACUCCAAGACCUUUUGCGACGGCGACCAGGAUCUGCGCAUAUUGAAGUGGCAAUUCUGGGCCGCAAUGAUGACCUUUUGGUCCUGUCCACCGGAGAGAAAGUUCUCCCCAAUCGGUUUGAGAUCACGCUUAGCAGGCAAGAAGGGGUGAAGACAGCUGUCGUAUUCGGACAGAACCGCGAAGAAGUUGGAGUUCUGAUAGAGCCAGAAGUACCUCUUGAGAAUGAUGGCGUGGAAACUCUCGUGGAGCGGAUCUGGAAGAUAGUGCAGCAGGAAAACAUUUCCUUGGACCGCCAUGCGCGUAUCGCAUCCAAGAGCAUGAUCCUGGUCAAAACCUCAGAAAAGGUGUUGCCAAGGUCGGAUAAGGGAUCUGUCAUGCGUCGUGAGACAUACGAUCUCUUUGCACAGGAGAUUGAAGAAGCCUAUACUACUUCUAACACCCAGGACUCGUUUUCUUUCACCCUGGAAAAUAAUCCCGACCAAAUCAUCGACAGCUUGCGUGUCAUGGUCCAGACUUGUGUGCAGGACCGGGGGUUGCCCGUUGCCAACUGGGCAGAUUCGGAUGACUGGUUUGAACUGGGCAUGGAUUCCCUGGAAGCAACGCGUUUGGCUCGUAUGCUGAGCCAUGUGUCUAACAAAGACUCAUUUCCGGUACUGACCUCCAGAAAAAUACAGCCUUCUUUCGUCUACCAGCAUCCGAGCUUCAAUACACUGUCCGAGCGAUUAUUAGCAGGUGCUGGCAGCGACGAAACAAAUGGUGCGUCGUUGGACACGAAAUUAAAUCAGAUGCUUGAUCUAGCAUCGAAGUACACUCCUGCCUGUUCUGCGGGUUGGAUUGUGCUACUCACAGGCGCAACAGGUCAUCUUGGGGUACAUCUAUUGGAUCAGCUGUUGCGCAACGUGAAUGUAUCACAGAUUAUCUGUCUCAGUCGGUCGCAUCAAGGACUGGACCCCAGGAAUCGGCAACAACAAGCCAACAGUGCGCGUGGGAUCACUCUCUCAGAAUCCGCAUGGACAAAAAUCAGGUUCUUGUCGUCAAACCAACUACAUCAGCCUGAGUUGGGCUUACCACAUAAGGAAUAUCGUCACCUAGUGCGAACAGUAACCCACGUCAUCCAUAGUGCGUGGCCAAUGGACUUCCAAAGGAGUCUUUUGUCAUUCGAGCCCCAGAUCCAGACAGUGCGAAGGCUAGUCGACCUUUGCGCAGACUGUCAUCGGAAGCAACGCCUUUCGUCUCCUCCCCGAUUGCUAUUCACGUCCUCCAUUGCGAUUAGCGCGCGCUGCGCAAGUCGGAGAAAAAUACCAGAAGCGCCAAUCCUAGACCCCUCAGCCACGGCAGAUAUGGGCUACGCUCAGGCCAAGUGGGUAUGUGAACGGAUCCUAAUUGAAGCAGCCAAGACGCGGCGCGAUCUCCUGCAACCAAGCAUCGUACGCCUGGGUCAGUUGACCGGGAGCACGCACUCGGGGAUUUGGAACUCCAACGAGCACUUUCCAGCAAUUCUCAAGGCAUCCCAGCUUAUCGGGGCCUUGCCAGAAUUGGACGGGUCCUUCUCGUGGAUCCCGAUUGACACAGCUGCGAAAUCUAUUGUGGAGAUCCUCUCGUCACAGUCGGAAGGCCCUCUCCAGAAUAUCAUAUAUCACAUUGAGAACCCGAUCCGUCAAGCUUGGAAACCCCUGCUGCCCAUUCUUGCCAGCAAAUUGAGGUUGGAGACGCCACUGCCCGUCUCAUUCGGGACUUGGCUUGAGCGCGCAUCGUCGAUGGCGUGUACUGAGGCAAACUUGAAUUAG
Penicillium arizonense is the source of this 3030-nucleotide messenger RNA. RefSeq lists its product as uncharacterized. The transcript has 5 exons. NCBI's taxonomy places the organism in Eukaryota, Fungi, Ascomycota, Eurotiomycetes, Eurotiales, Aspergillaceae. The coding region runs from base 1 to 3030 and encodes 1009 amino acids. The record is from RefSeq and is a predicted model, not a curated record.